CAGAAAUAUGAAAAUAAAUAUGACGCGCACACAGCACCGUGCAGUGCAGUGUGCAGGUACGCAUGCACACCAGUAGAACCACACGGCAGUACAUGCAUCUUGAUCGGCACACAGAUUUCAGAGUAGUAUAGACACUGGCUAGACGAGCAGUACAGCAGGUCCAAUGGCCGACCCAGACAGACCCAGAUGCGUGCGUGACGAUACACGGGGUUUACAUAUGACGAUAUUCACGACGCAUGGAUGCAUGCAUGCAUGCAGACGAUAUCGAGACGAUUUGGCCGCCGUACGCGGAGUCGGUUGAGCAGACGAGCAGCGAGCGGGUGGUGGUCAUAAAUGUCUUAGUCGUCGUCUCCGCAUGCAGCAUGCAGUCAGCACGCAGGCGCCCAAUAGUCAGUCCAUGCACUGCAUCUGCAUGCAUGUGCCACUGCUUCCCUGGCCUUCCCCCUCCGCUCCUCUCUCUCCCGUCCGGCCGUCCCAAUGCAGAUGAGAGCUGAGGAGCGCCGGCGGCUGCGCGCGCGCGUGCCGGCCGCAACUCACCGGCUGCGUACAGCAAUGUCAUGCGCCACGAUAUAUGGGCCCGUCCCUAGCUAGCCAUCAAUCAUGAUGCUGUGUCGGGCGGGGGCCUCAUCGUCGCCGCCGCUCCGGCCCUCCCUUCCACCGCUGGGCGCUAGCUAGCUGUACCACAUACGACUCCAACAUAUAGCAGGCGAGGCGAGGCGCGGCGCAGCGUCCCAACCAACCGUAUUUACUCCGAGCGAGAUCAUCCGCCCUGCCUGCGACUGCGAUCGAGAGCUCUUCCAUCGCGCGGCUACCUCUCCUCCUUCCUAUAUAAACACCCUGCACCCUUCCAAUCCAGUCUCGCAGAGGCAGAGCACCAGUGUCCAGUGCUUAGCGUAGCAGCUUGGUCUUGGAUAUCAGAUUGCUCUCUCUGGUGCGAGAGCGAGCGAGCGAGCGAUCCGAUCGAUGGGGAAGCGCGUGUGGGCGGCGGCGUUCGCGGCGCUGGCCGUGGUGAUCGCGCUCGGCGUGCCCGCCGGCCGCGUCGCUGAGGCGCGCACCUUGGAGAAGGACGGCCUGCUGGGCGGAGGCUUCGGUGCUGGAGGCGGAGGUGGUUUCGGUGCGGGUGCGGGUGCGGGCCUUGGCCAUGGCAGUGGUCUUGGGGGCGGAUUUGGAGGAGGUAAAGGCGGCGGUGGAGGCCUUGGCGGGGGGAUCGGACAUGGCGGCGGCCUUGGUGGUGGCUUCGGUGGCGGGAAAGGUGGCGGGCUAGGUGGAGGAGGAGGCCUUGGUGGUGGCCUUGGAGGUGGCUUUGGAGGCGGGAAAGGUGGCGGUCUUGGUGGAGGUGGUGGCCUCGGUGGUGGAGGUGGCCUUGGUGGUGGUGCAGGAGGAGGCGGCGGCCUUGGUGGUGGUGCAGGCGGAGGCGGCGGCCUUGGGGGCGGUGCUGGUGGAGGCGGUGGUCUUGGUGGCGGCGCUGGAGGAGGUGCUGGCGGUGGUCUUGGCGGCGGCGCGGGAGGUGGUGCUGGCGGUGGUCUUGGCGGCGGCGCUGGAGGAGGUGCUGGCGGUGGUCUUGGCGGCGGUGCGGGAGGUGGUGCUGGCGGUGGUCUUGGCGGCGGCGCGGGAGGUGGUGCUGGCGGUGGUCUUGGCGGCGGCGCGGGAGGUGGUGCCGGAGCUGGCGGCGGUUUCGGAGGAGGCAAAGGAGGAGGCUUCGGUGGUGGCGUUGGAGGGGGCGGCGGCGCAGGCGGUGGUGCCGGUGGCGGUUUCGGAGGAGGCAAAGGCGGCGGGUUUGGCGGCGGCAAGGGAGGCGGCUUCGGCGGAGGCGCAGGUGGUGGCAAGGGCGGUGGCUUCGGCGGCGGAUCAGGCGGAGGCUUUGGUGGUGGCGGCGGCGCGGGCGGUGGUUUCGGCGGAGGAGCUGGUGGUGGUGCCGGUGGCGGGGGCGGCUUCGGCGGAGGCGCUGGAGGCGGCGGCGGCAUCGGUGGCGGACUUUGAGUCACGUAGACGGCGCGGGAGCCCGGCGCGCGCACGUGCAACUCAGCUCGGACGUGCAGUGCAUGUGCAUGGGUUGUGCUUUCGGUAUUUGACAGAGCCAGAGUCACAUUACACUUGUGCAUGGGUUUGUGGUUUCCGUAGUAUACUAU
Molecule: messenger RNA, 2129 nt
Organism: Sorghum bicolor (sorghum)
Lineage: Eukaryota; Viridiplantae; Streptophyta; Magnoliopsida; Poales; Poaceae
Product: glycine-rich cell wall structural protein
Exons: 1
Coding region: 964-1980 (338 amino acids)
Source: RefSeq, a predicted model, not a curated record